CUCUUAGCCCAUCGAACCCAAAAGCCGCCUCCUUCUACUCCCGCUCGCCCACGAUGGCCCUCAAGCACAACCCCUAGCCGCUGCAACGCUCCGACCCCGCGGCAUUGCCACCGUGAAUCGGACGACGGCCGUGUGCAACUAUUCUCUCCACGCGGCAGCGCUGCCGGCCGACGACGGCGGUAGCGUCGGCUUUCCCAAACCCUAAGCUCUAAGCCCUAAACCCUGAACCCCUAAUCCUCCGUGGAUCGAGAAACGCGAGGAACAGAAGAGAAGAGGCUCAAAUAAACUAAUCAAAAUAUCCUCCGUCCGCGGCAGCUCUCCAACAGCUCUCCGACGAUGGCAAUGGCUACGGAUGGCGAUGCAAGGAUUUCUUCUCGGCCGCUGCCUAACUAUGAUAGCAGCAUUGUUCAGGAUGCACUGGAGCAGCUUGCAUCGAUUGAUCUGAUUGCACUAUGCAACGAAGCGAAAAUAGAGCAUUGCCGUGCGACGAGAGAUCUAAGUAGCUGUGGACGCUAUGUGCAGCAUGUGCUUAGUUCAUGUGGACAUGCGUCUUUAUGUGCAGAAUGCAGUCAAAGAUGCGAUGUGUGUCCAGUUUGUAGAACUUCCAUACCUAAUAUUGGAAGUAGAGUCCAACUUCGUCUUUACUAUAAAUGCAUAGAGGCGGGCCUUAUCUCUAAGCGACAUGAUGACAGAUUCCAAGAAAAAGAAAGCAGUAGAAACCAUAGUAUGACUGAUAUCCAACGCCUAUACUUGCUGUUUGAUGUUGCACUGGAGAACAAUCUGGUUUCUUUAAUUUGCAAUUAUGUUACAGAUGUCUGUAUGGAUGAACAUGCUGUGUCAAGUGAUCCUGUGCUUUCUUUUCUUUUUGAUGAAGUCGUCAUCAAAGAUUGGUGCAAACGGACGGUUAAGAACAUCAUCUCUAAUCUCCAGGAGAAAUAUACACUGGAAGUUAAAGCAAUGAAAUCUGAGUUAUGUUCGUUUCAGAAGUUUGCUUCGCAGUUGGCUGGAAUUUCUAGUGUUCUAGAAGUUAUGGUUUCACUGUUCAAGGAUACUUUUUCUGCUCAACUACCUGACUUGCAUCAACUCUUCGAGAGUACGCUAAAGGCAGAGCAGCAUUUGGAGGUCAUGAUUUGGUGCACUAGACAUAACUUUUUGGAGGGUGUUCAAUCACACUAUUCUGAUCCAGCAUUGUGGAAUUUGCAUGUAGUUGAAAGGAAAUUGGCUGCUGUUGAACGAUCAUGGCCCAAGCUUUCAGGUGAUGCCGCAAAUUCUUUUGGGCCGGAUGGUGCCAUACUCUUUAUUGAGCAAGCACUGGAAAAUCUUGGGAUAGAACAGACUAAUAUUCAGACAAAUGAUGAAGAAGUAGAUAUAUUAUGCUUGCUUGAUGAGAAUUCGCCAUUAUUCUUCUUGUCCAAGGUGGAUAAGGCCAAUAGAAAUGGAUAUCCAUUUAGAGAUCUGAGAGUGGCUGCUGAUGUGCUUUUUCUGCGGGGAACAUCUGAUACGGUGGUUGCCAAACAUGCGGUAUUCUUAUAUUAUCUAUUUGAUCGGCAUUGGACUAGACCUGAAGUGGAAUGGAAAUAUCUAAUUGAUGAUUUUGCUGCAACCUUUGGUAUAACUAAACACUCAUUGCUUGAGUCUUUAGUAUUCUAUCUUCUGGAUGAUCAUUCUGUUGAGGCUCUGCAGGAAGCUAAUCGUCUUCUCCAAGAGAUUGCUGGCCGAGAAACACAUCCGAAAAUAGCACAAGUUCUAUUGGAACGGCAUUGUCCCGAUGUGGCUUUAAGUGUUCAGCGGUGCACCGGGCGUGAUGACUUCUGCUCUAAUGCAAAUAUUGAGCAUGAUAGUCUUGGUGAAGCAGUAACUGCUGUUCGGGUCAGAAUAGAGUGUGGCCUUUUAACAGAAGCCUUCAUGUAUCACAGAAUGCACUGUUCUAAAGUAAAGGAAUCAAAAUCAAAGCAUGCUGCACUCUCCAAUAUUGCAAAAUCUGACUCUUGGCUAUACCAUGUGGAAGUCUUGGUGACUGAAAUUUAUUAUCUCUGUAUGCGGAGGAACCUUCUUGAUAGAAUGAUUGAGUUGCCUUGGGACUCUGUUGAAGAGAAGUGCCUCCACAAGUGUCUUCUCGACCAUGCUUGUCAAAGGCCAUCAGAAAUAUAUGGUAGUCUUCUUGUGGUCUUUUAUCUCCAGCGAUAUCGAUAUUCGGAAGCUUAUCAAGUUGAUCGUAAGCUUCAGAACUUGGAGUUGAGCACUUUGGAGACUGCUAGUGAAGAUGAGAUUACCCAGACAAGAUUGAUAGCUCGGUGGAGGCAAGGCUUGGUCGUUAGAAGCCUCGAGUUGCUUCCUGAGGUGGAACGGCAGAAAGUGGUUUCCACAAAUGUGGCUAAUGAUCUUUCUCAUGAAUCACCAAAUCAUUCUAUUUUGAGUCCUGUGGAUUCUUUUGUUCUGCAGAAUAAGGUGAGUUCUCAUUUAGAAAAGUAUAAUGCUCACACGCCUCUCAACAAAACCAGCAGUAAUUCCCAUAAGGAGUUUGGCAGCAGGAAGGCUCCAACUAUCAUUCAGCGCAGACUUCUUACUACUCCGGAAGAUCCCAUCGAUUCCAAGAUGAAUUUAACAUCAGCUUCCUAUGGCAUGUAUUCAUCGAAAAACCAGAACGGGGAGAUUUCAAAGUCAAAAGGUAUGAGCAAUGUUAGAGAGAGCACAUGGCAAGCUGGUUUUAGGCAAGGACAUCAACAUGCUGGCCAUCUACUUCCCAGAAAAUUUCACUUUGGUUCUCAUGGUACACCUCUUAAGGAACAAACAAACACAAGCUCAUUGAGAUUGCCGUAUGACGUUAGGUUCCAGGAGGAAUCUAUCAGGACGAACCGGCUUGAUUUCACUGGUCGUGCAGAAAAUUCCCAUCUGUUUUCGCCGGAAGAUGCUUCACUUGGUCGCAAGGAACAAGAAAAUAUAGCUCAGAGUAAUGUUACUGCAGAAGAGUUAAUUGAUGAUAAGAGUCUGACAGAGUUAUCGAAACAAAAUCUGCUGGAGAGUUUUUCUACGAAGAGGGUGGAAGAGGCUGAUAUAAAACCACGGAGUUUUAGAGAAGGUGGUUCACCUGUUGAUUAUGGAAGCAUGAGAGGUGGGUCAAGGUGGCGGUCAGACGAGUCUACUAGUGAGGAUGAAGUAGAAGACCACAGGCCUGGCCGCAACAUAGAUAGUGGAGUGUCUUUUUCUAGAAGACGAGCUAGAAUUUCCAGAAGAUGAUCAAUACUAAAGAAAUUUCCCCAGUUACUUUCAUUGUUGGAGUUGACAAGAGAUCGGAUUUUCAAUGAACAACUGAGGCCUGUGAAUUUUGUUGCAGCCGUUUAAAGAAGUGAAUGGGGAUGAUUUGUACUCUGGAAGUACUGUUGAAUAUGGCCGGUCCUGAUGUUGAAAUUUCCCCAUGUUGAAACAUAGAUUUGAUUGCUUUAGCUUUUUAACAGGCGAGAGCAGCUGCACGGGGAAUCAGUGUUAUCUCAUUUACCAUACUGGACUGUGGGACUGAAUGUAGUGCGAUCCACCACAUUUGAUUGUCUAUAUCCAAA
Ananas comosus (pineapple) is the source of this 3557-nucleotide messenger RNA. Its product is annotated as E3 ubiquitin-protein ligase HOS1. NCBI's taxonomy places the organism in Eukaryota, Viridiplantae, Streptophyta, Magnoliopsida, Poales, Bromeliaceae. The transcript is spliced from 11 exons. Gene Ontology annotation, biological process: protein ubiquitination. The coding region runs from base 337 to 3237 and encodes 966 amino acids. The record is from RefSeq and is a predicted model, not a curated record. Gene Ontology annotation, molecular function: ubiquitin-protein transferase activity.